This is a messenger RNA of Rangifer tarandus platyrhynchus (Svalbard reindeer), 702 nucleotides long. Lineage: Eukaryota; Metazoa; Chordata; Mammalia; Artiodactyla; Cervidae. The record is from the annotation of a GenBank genome assembly.
AUGUGGAGUGGGCUGCUCCCUCCUGGCCUAAAUGAAAGUGAUGUUGAAUUGAGUUCUGACGAUGAUACCACAUUAGAGAGCUCUGAACUUAACUCACAAGAGGGCAGAGAAGAUGGGACCUGUAAAAAGACAGAGGCCGCAGACGUUCCUCCAGACGGACCAGACGCUGAAGCAGAGGCAAAUAUAAAUGCGUAUGAAGAGUGUCCAUCUGGGAUUCCCUUAAAUAUGUGGAAUAAAUUUCAAGAAUUGCAUAAAAAGCACUCUGAACAGAAAACUUCAGCUUCUAGAUCCGAAAAGAAAAAAAGAAAACGCUCCAGAAAAGGUAAAUUGAAGAAUGAAGAAGAAUCUCAUAGUGAACAGUCUUCAAGUGAAACCCAGUGGAAGGAGCUUACCCAGUAUUUUGGAGUCAAUGAGAGGUUUGACCCACCUGUUAAAAGGAAAAAAGUUGAAAAGUCGGGACUUGAAAAGAGGAUAGACCAAGCUGUGGAAGAGUGGAACGUUGAGAAGGCCGAGGAACUCAGCAAUCAGCUAGCUACUCGAGAGCUUGGUGUAAAAAUUGCCAGAGCUAUUGCCUGCCACAACUUUGUGACAGCCAAGAAGGAGGCUGAAAAUUCACAGGUUGCACGAAAGAAGAAGAAACUUGCCUGGGGAUUUGAAGCAAAGAAGAGGUGGGAAACCAAAAGCAACAUGGGAUAUAUGUGA